Molecule: messenger RNA, 1878 nt
Organism: Frankliniella occidentalis (western flower thrips)
Lineage: Eukaryota; Metazoa; Arthropoda; Insecta; Thysanoptera; Thripidae
Gene: Hydr1
Product: protein ABHD1
Exons: 8
Coding region: 218-1423 (401 amino acids)
Biological process (GO): medium-chain fatty acid biosynthetic process; medium-chain fatty acid catabolic process
Molecular function (GO): acetylesterase activity; monoacylglycerol lipase activity
Source: RefSeq, a predicted model, not a curated record
CGCUGCGCUGACGGCUCUCUUGCCGCGCCGCGCCGGGGACUCGAAGGGCACAACGACAACGUACGAUCUACCCCACAGAACGCACAACGGCAACGACACCGAGGACCGAUCUCAGCACCUCUCCUCUUUCAAAUCAGACGCUUGUCAUCGCGUCUGAACGCGUGUUCUUGUCAAUCUUUGUUUCCAACUGUGGACCAAUAAUACUCAAGCGGAUUCCAUGAUGGAUUUCUUGUCAUCUUUCUCACUCCCUUCCCUUGAUGUUGACAUACUGCCGCGGUGGUACUUGGCAGCCUUCUUCGUCUCAGGAUAUGUCAUCUACUACAUCUGCGAAGUGGCAAAAGUACCACAACUGGUUUGUGCCCCAGGCGAGUUUUGUUCAUUUCUUGAAGUCAAUGUUCCUAUUCUAAAAGAGAGAUUUUGGCCAACUAUUUGGUGUGUUGAAUCACGUGCUCAGACAAUUAUUGCCAACAUUUUCCGAGAACGUCUAUUGCAACAAGUAACUUAUCACAGAGAGGUCCUGGACAUGGCAGAUGGAGGUAUUGUAGCUCUGGACUGGCUUGACGAAGGCUGUUCAGCCAGUGCACCAGUCCUUCUAAUUUUACCAGGGCUCACUGGUUCUAGCCAGGCUGAGUACAUAAGGUGUCUGGUGAAAGCUGCAAACCGUAGUGGAUUUCGAACUGUUGUAUUUAAUAACCGUGGUCUUGGUGGAGUCCAGCUUAAGACUCCUAGACUUUACAAUGCGUGCAGUGGUGAUGACUUGGCAGAAGUUAUUAAACAUGUUAAAGGAAAACAUCCUAAUGUGCCUCUUGCUGCAACCGGUAUAUCUAUGGGCGGGUUGGUUUUGGGAAACUAUAUUUCAAGGAGGGGCAAAUCUGUUCGGUCCCAAUUGGUAGCAGCCAUGCUAAUUUCUGUGCCCUGGGAUUUGUUCAAGGCUUGUGAAAGCAUUGAAAAACCUGGUUUGAACAUGAUGUUGAAUAAACAUUUGGCUGAUUUACUUUGCAAGACCCUGAAAAAACAAAAUCAUCUUGAUUGGGGUAAUCUUGACGAGACUUUUAAGAGUCGCACCAUCCGAGAAUUUGACAGUAAUUUUACUUGCAAGGCAUUUGGAUAUUCUGACACCAAUGAAUACUACACUGAUGCUACUCUACACACAAAACUGCAUCAAUUCCAGAUCCCUACACUAUGUUUAAGUGCAGCAGAUGAUCCAUUUCAGCCACUAAAAGCCCUGCCCUUGGAUGAGUUUAAAAAGUGCAAGAAUAUUGCAGCCAUUGUGACUGCUCGUGGAGGACAUAUCGGAUUCAUGGAAGGUAUCCUUCCACCCUCUUAUCAAGGAAAGGAUGACUAUAUGGACCGCAUACUUUGUCAAUAUUUCAGUGCCAUAUUUAGAGAUGCCGGGAAAAUAAUGGAUAAGCUUGAUACAUAGAAGUGGACAUGUUCCUAUUUCUUCACAAUCAAAAGAUUAAUAUAAAUACCCAUAUCACCAAUUAUUUUCUCAAGGUUAUGAUAUUUCAUAAUAUAAUUUAUACAUACCAAUGUACUAACCAAUUGAUGUUCACGAUACAAGUUUUAUCCUCAUGGUCUUAUCUUCACAUCUCUCUCAGAAAUGUUUUGUUUAACUUGCUGCUCAGUGGAUGCACAUGUCUAUGUUUCCCCACUUACCUUGUUUUCAAUGCUUAGAGAUCAUUGAUCUUAAUUGUCACAUCCAGUAUUAGUUUCCACACUUCACGAUGACUUCAAUUUAUAGAGCUUUGUGCAGCACCCAUACUUGCAUAAAAUUAGUACUAUAGCUUCUGUAAUUUUUAUUUAAUUGAUAGCUGACGUUAUAUGACAUGUAGUAGUAAACAGCUGGAGUAAUUAUACUUCUAAAAACAGUGUGAA